AUGAUCAAUCUACUGUCGGUUCUGUUUCUCGUGCUGACGGCCGAGGCUGCAUCAUGUAAGUUCGUCUAUCGAAUAAUCAUCUCUUAAGGCACUGAGUGAUUUUAUCUUCUCGCGUCAGAAUGCUUUUAGUUCAUACGAAGCCGUAUGUCCAUUAAAUGACAUAAGUAAUUUAGCCAAGAGGACCUGACAUCAUUUGAACAUCUGUGCUUCACAAUAGGAAUCAUUUUGAAAGAGGAAGUUUAAUUGGAAUUUUAUCCGCUAACGGGUUACCAGCAUCAUAUUUGCGUAACUUAAACGCGUUUGAUUUCCAGACAUUACUACGAAAUGGGUUUCACAAAAAACUGACCGUAUAUGACAGUGAUGCGUUAAAAGUGGGAAGCUCUUCUCGCGUAAUCAGCAUCGGUACACAGUGGGAACCGAUAAAACUCCAUCUGUUCAAUUUUUAUGCUCACUGGUGUUUGAAACAGGCAUACACUGCAGACUUCCUCGGAACUGACAAAUAUGGCACAGUAAGUGGACUAACUCAUGAAAUGUCAACUGAAAUUCCGAAAAUAGUUUUCGUUUCGAAAGGAUUAAUUAAGUAGGAUUGUAAUAUCAACCAUCCUGCAUCGUAAUUGUAUAAUAAAUCCGUUAACUCAGAACGCCGGUUUUCGAAUGAACUUUAUUCCUGCUGCAUACAAAAUGAAUACUCUGUAAAAAACGACCACCUAAGUAGCAUACAUUUUUCUCAUUGAUUUUCGAUGCUCCUAAAGACUCAGUUAUAUUUCAUGUAGAACAUGCAUAAAAAUAUUCAUUGUUUUACUCAUUCGGUAGAAAAUGACGUCUUCUUCUUAACUUCAUACUUUGAGGAAGGGUAUAAUUCGGUCUCCAAAAGUUUAUAAUUGUGAGAUUUUUUAACACCGUGAAAUGGCCUUUCAUAAAACGUUGUGUCUGAAUUUACCAAUAAGGCUCCUAAAGUCAAAAAUAUGGCUCAAAUCCACUGCUAAGUUUUAUGAAACCCCUAUGCUCUCUCUUUAUACCGUAGAGAAAUGUAUAGAUUUCCAUAAGUGAAAAAUAUACGGCUUGUAGUUUGGAAACCCUGAAUACAAAUGUAACGGCGGGUCGGGGUUCAAAAUUAUUCGGGAGGUGGAGAAGUUUUUGAAAACCGAAUUAUACCCUUCCAUCGAGUAUAAAAUUGGAAGAAGACGUCAUUUUCUAUCAAAUGAACAGAAUAAUCAAUACUAACUGCAUGUUUUCCAUGAAAUACAGUUGGAUUUUUAAAGGCAUCGAAAAUAAAUAAGAAAAAUGCAUGCCGCUUAAGUAGUCAUUUUCUACAUAGUGUGGUUUUUGCUUGCGGCCGGGAAGAAGUUUAUUUGAAAGCCGGCAUUCUGAGGUAACUAAUUUAUUAUAGAAUUACGAUGCAUGAUAGUUGAUAUUACAACCCUACUUAAUGAAUCUUUUCGAAACGAAAGCGCAUUUCGGAACUUCAGUUGACAUUUCCUGAGUUAGCCCACCUACUGCAUAUUGUACGUUAGAAUGAAGAUCAGAUGUUAGCACACUUUGAGUGGAACCUGCUUUCGUCAACGUCAAAUACGGAUUUAACCAUAAAUCCCAACACCCGGUAAAACAAAUCUCAUCCUGUUCAUUAUGAGAUGCUGUUUUUGAGAAACCAAGUAGGCCCACAGAUUUAGUCGCUAGGGUGACCUCAAAAAUACUUUCUUCAACUCUAAAUCGUAAUGCCACACCCUAGUGCGGCGGCUGUUGGGGCUCGAGAGAGAAAGUGAGGUAGAGAGUCCCAUGGUACAACGGGGUGAGAGAACGAGCUCCGCGACGCGAUCAGUGAGCGCUCCUCUAUCAAACCCUGGUUCAUUUGCCCACCUCUUAUUAUUGAUUGAAGUUGAUUGGCAGAGUGCCAGAGGGGUACAGAUGUUCUAUCGUGCAUGUACUAAAUUCAUUUGCCAUUUAUGGAAAUAUAUUUUUUUCUGCAUGUAAGGUUCGUGAAACCAGGGAUGGUGGUAGGUUCAGUGGUUACAGGAACCUAUUAUAAUUACCCAAGCAAUGCCUGAUAUUGUUCAAGAGCUCACGACAGUAUUCAGUUUGUCUCAGCUCAUAGCGCAUAAUAAACAAAGGCUUGUUUCAAAUAUGUCCAGGACGCAAUACAUUGCUUGUGGGGCAGGAGGACUAUGUCUACUUGGUAAAAGGCCUUAGACACUAGGUAUGAGAAAUGAUUCCUACUUUUAUCAAACACCAGCUGUCCUUAGAAUUCCAGAUUUUUGGAGAACUUCGGUAGGUAGGUGCGCGCCAAAUUUCAUUCAGCCCACAAAGGUGACUCAUUGCUUUGUUCAAUUUCCGAGAAAAUUAAUACGUGAACUCGGCAUAAAUUCUUCGCAACAGGCCUUCUCAUGCACGGUCCAAAAGUUGAUAUGAGUACUUGAGCUGAAACCCACCAGCUACUGCGGAGUAACCGCGUAAUAUUCACAAACCAUCAACAGGCAGCCAGUAGUAUACAACUGUGUGAUUAUUUACCGUACUGACAAUAUAGGUACUAGCUAAAAGCCCAGACACGCGUGUUUCGUCGAUCUUGUGCCGCUGUCUGAAUUAACCGUGAAGAUUCCGGCUCACCAGUGGGUCUCCUAACCUUCUCUGUGUGUUUUCUGGUAGAUGAUCGUCAGGCAGCGGCACAAGGUCGGCGAGGCACGCGUGUCUGGGUCCUUAGCUAGUGCCUGUGUUGUCGUUGGGAUAAAUAAUUACACCAGGGUUGUUCUACAACCUUCCUGAUAUCAUGUUAUUUCGGCACUUUGAUAGGUAAUGCAACUUUCAUUUGGCUCCAGUCCCGUCUUGGUCCUUCUGUCAUGCCAAAAGUUACCACACCCUGACAAAACCUUUACUGAGGGGGGGGGAGGGGUGCCGUAGACCCGUAAUAAACAGCUCAUCACACACUUCUCUGCUCAGGUGUUCCUUCAAGGCGCGACGCCUAGUGACGUCAAUAACUCCCAUGCACUUCUGUUGACAGUGCUCCAGCGCAGACUACGUACUUUUUGUAGGCGUUUUUCGUCGCUUUUUAAUUUCCUCAGAAAAUAACUACAAACUUGGAGCAGAUCAGUUUAUCCAGGGUCUAGAGGCGCGGACCGAGAAUUUUAUGCAUGAAUAUUUGGACCGAAGUCCAUCGGCAGUUAAUGAAUAUUACGCGGUUACCCGCUGUGGCUGAUGGACUUCGGCCCAAAUAUUCAUGCAUAAAAUUCUCGGUCCGCGCCUCUAGACCCUGGAUAAACUGAUCUACUCCAAGUUUAUAUUUGAUUUCUGAGGAAAUUGAAAAGCGACAAUUUCUAAAUUGGAGUAUCUACCCGAAAACACACGGGGAAUGCUGGGGGACCCACUGAUGAGCCGAACCCCUCGCAGCCGCGCGAUGCAGCGUCAGAAUAUCGGCAAAACACGCGUAUAUGGGCUUCUAGUUAGUACCUGUGUUGCUGGUAUGGUAUCAGCUUACCCUAAAAUUUCGAUUGAGUAGUUCAGUCAUAAGGCGCGUACGAUUGCGAAUCAACGUCCGCUUGGUCGCAACCUCGUAUAAGUAGCCUAUUCGUCCGAAGACGGAAGUAGACUUCGGUGAAUUUUUUAUGAGUUUAGGCACAUGCUGUCGAAUGUAAGCCCAAGAAGUUUCGCACAAAUUAAUAUGCAACCCCGGAGUAGCAUAGUGGUGAGAAUUCACGUCGAUUCCGAUCCCGGAGCUAGACUAUCUAAACUGAAUCGCAUCAACUUCAGUGAAGUAGCAAUCUGGAAUGCUUGGCUUCAUUUGCAAGUUCUGUGCAUAAUAAGUAUUUCCAGUAUACAAAAGCUGAAAUCGCUGACAAGUGCUCCACUGAUUUUCCGUUGCCGAGGGUUUGAAUCGAGGACCAGCUCGUGGAUUUUACGGUUACCCUGGAGAUGCCUCAUGGUGUUCAUGAAACGUUGCAACACAGAGCAGUUCGGCCGUCGUUGCUGACGAUGUCCACAGCGUGCUUCAUAGCAGGAUGGGAGCAGGGACGUUGACUUGCGCGUCACUAAGCUUAUAGCGGUUUGAGACCCGCACUGCAUCUACCGCACUCUCUUCUCCUGUCCCACCAGUGUUUUGUGUCUCGAGGAGAUCCGAGGCGGGAGAGGACGCAGCUGGCCGGCACGGCGAAACGCGCACCUGCGCGUACCACCACACCACCUGGCCAAUAACGCACGCUUACUACCAUUGUAACCACCAAUAAAAAAAGGGGAGACGGCUUGGAAUCCAGAUGGGGCUCCGUGAGCCUGAAACGGAUUGUGUCACCACAACCCAAAGUAUUGACAUUUGUUAUGGAUUCGCAUCCCCGAUAACGCCUGCCGGGCUCCGAUCUAGUCUCUCUGUGUUGGUCCAGUACGUCUUCCGCGUGACCCGUUUUUGGGGCAUACAUCGUGAGCAGUUGCAAGAAAUCCUAAGACCAGAUUUUUCACGAAAAAGCUCAGGCGUAACGCCUAAAAUAACAGGAGAGCCUUGAUAAGUUCGGCGAAUAUUCCCAUGUUACAAUUGAAAAGUCAAGUUGGCAAACACGCGUUUUCGGUAACUCUUCAUCAGGCCAAAGCGAUGACAUAGAAGUUUAAAUUAUGCGAAGUUACAGGGCUUGUAAGGGAUUCAGGGACUAUUAACACCCAUCGUUUUCAUGCCAAUCAUGCUACAGCCGAGGCAGUAGCUAUACGGCUAGCCAGUCCAGUGCUAUGCUGUCAGAAGACUCUGACACAGGCGCUCUGUCUUCCGUGGCCAACGCCGACCCCAACGUCGCCCCAACCUCCUGUUGGCAGUGGUGUGUGCACAACUUACCCGAUGUACAAACAUUACUCACAGCCCUUGUCCUCCUCUCCCUCGCCCCCCUUGACCCAAUGACCGUGACACACCGACCACACCAUAGUACGUCUCGUCAUGCGAGUGGCGUGGGAACGAUGAUUGGCAUGGGAACGAUGGGUGUUAAUAGUCCCUAAAUCACUUGAUAAAUUUAGCGUGCUACCUUGUUGACAGCAUAAGUUGGAAAAUAUAUAUUAAAUACGGACAACGGUAUAGAGAAGGACCCCACUUAACCCUCAGUAGACUGUGGAUCGUGCUAUGCGUAAUUUACGGUAAAGUAAGUUUAAUGGGAGGAGGGGGGGCAGCACGCCAGAAAGUAAGCAGACAAAAUGAAAAAAAAACACAAAAAUUGCCUGAAUUUAUGCUGAAAGUCUUGUCAAACGCUAUUGUACGACAACGGAAAUGAGAGUAGUAAUUAACGAUAAACAAAAGUCAAUUUCACUAAAUAACGGAUUACGAGUUAAGGUAUGAGGUCGGAGGGAAGUAAUCAUUGUUGGCAGUGUAGUUUCUGCAACAGCCUGCAAAUGUAUGCCAAAAUAAAACCCCAUAUGACACGGUCCACAGCAGUUAAGUGGGGUGCUUCUCUGUACCGUUGCCCAAAUACGCAAGCAGCGACCAUCGUCAAAAACCUUUUGGACAUACUAUCUGUAGGCUUGGAAUUUAUCGCCUGAAGCAGCUGCGUCAUUUUAUUAGGAAGAAGAAUUGACUGAAAUUGCCGAAAAGUGUAGUAAUUGAGGCGUGGCGCCCAGAUAAGUCCUCGAAAACAUGCUCAGGGAUAAUAGACGUCGGCACGCUUGUGUCCCAUGCGAUUAUAUAAUACUUAACUGACUGGAUUAUAACUCCGUAAACAUCCGAGGUAAUUCUGUUCAUUUUUUGAUCCACUACUAACAGACAGGUCAGUUAGGAUUCUUAAUAAAUGCGGUUAUGUGACGUCAUCGUACUUUGGCAAUUUACUGCUUCCUUUGCAUUCUUUACCUUUAGACAUACAAGGUGGCAGUGGAGUGACCAACAGUAUUUCAGACACUGAAAUAGACGUGAGUUGGGUCGCCGGCUCCAGCAGUGGAUCUGUUAAAGCCAACUACGUGACUGCGCUGCUAUUGGGUGGCGGUGGCGUAGUGGCCAAGGAAACGGUCUCCGGCGCGGCCACGCAGUGCACUUUGCGUGGACUGACACCCGGAAGUUACUACAGCAUCUACGUCCAACCACUCUACUCGGCGGCCACUUCCGGUAGCAAUGAAGAGCUCGGAGAAAAUGUCAGAAUUGGAACUUUCAAAACUUUGGAUGCAAGUGAGUAGGCUUUCUCAUGGAGGGAAGGACACACAAUUAUCUGUUCCGACAGCAAGACGGAAUACGUUGGUUUGAGUAUCAUCACGGAGCUGAGGGUCUGCGGAUGGUUACGUGGCGGCUGACACUAUGCAAGCUGCAUUAGACCGAAGCCAGAUAAGCCCAUUUGUUCGAACAAAUUAACAAUGAAGAAUGCAGUAUUCUGAGUACGACUCAAGUGUCAGCCGCAAUUUACACGACCGUGAACAUUUUUUAUGUAUAGGACGGUAUUGAGACUGCGGCUGUUACCUUUAAGUUGUGCCCUAAGGGGAACAUGGUCUUGACAGGUACAGUAUUAUGCUGCUGGGAACGCAGUGGAUCGGCUGACGGCUGUCAGAUUUCCUGGUCUUCCUUAAUCUUGCUGAAAGCAUGCACAGGUCUGGAUCGAUAGGACGCAAAAAUGUAAUCCACAUUCGCCUUGAGCCGUUAACUGCGAGUGCGCUACUGAUCAUCCAAAGGGCGUCUGCCGCGCUUUUGUUUCAGAUGGCCAGCACUGAUGCGCUUCCCUUGCGAUUGGGCUUGAAAAAGCGUCAACGUCAAGCUGAGUAUUGUAUUAGAGGGCAGAAUAAAAAUUAGCAGGCAGUUAUUCACGCAAAGUUGGUCGAGGUUGGAAACGGCGAUAUGCAUGUCAAGAUGACAGAGGAACUAUAACGCCUUGUGCAUUCUUAAUUAAAAGCAUGAGUACAGGGAGUGACCGAUCUCAUAAAAUGUUAUCCGAAAUGCUUUUCCGAUUAGGAAGGAUUACUUAGGUGGGGUUCUAAUACAUAUUAUCUUGCGGCAUAAUCCUAUAAUUUUUCAGCUCGACAGGGUGUCUGCUUUUGAACGCACUAUUUUUCAAUUUUCUGUAGGAACCGUGCUCGUUAAAAAAUGACUGCUUAAGUAGAGUGUACUUUUCAUAUUGACUUUCGAUGGUUUUAUAAAUUUAACUAUAUUUUAUAAAAACACGAAGAAGAAUAUGCUUCUUUUCACUCGUUUAAUGGAGAAUCACGUAGUUUUUAUAGUUUAUACUCGAAGAAAAUGUAUAAUUAGGUGGUAAAAAGUUUCCAAUCGUGGGAUUUUUAAAACCAUGCAAUGUCCAUUUAUACAGCAUCGUACCUGUAUGUUUACCACUGCUGCUCAUGAAAUGUACAACAUAGUCCGCAUUCACUGCAAAAAUUUAUUGACUCUAUGUGAUGUCUUUUUUAAAGACAAAGAAGAAUAAAUAAUUUUCCUUACGUGGAACGCAUGCACCAUGCAGACAGAAAUCACUGAGCGCUAAUGCAACGGCUGAUCAGGCUCCAAAUUAUCCGCGAGUCAUACCAAUUUUUUAAAACCUUAUUAGACUCCCUCUUCGAGUAAACACAUUUGAAGAGGACGUAAUUCUCUAUCACACGAGUGGAAGAAAGCUUAUUUUUGUUCAUGGUUUCUAUAAACUAUAUUAGACGUUGUAAGACCACCGAAAAUCAAUAUGAAAAGUGCUCGCUACUUACGUAAUAAUUUUUUUACAGAGAACGGUUUCUACAGGAGAUUGAAAAGAAGUGCAUUCAACAGCAGACAUCCUCUCAAGUCCGAAAUAUUAUAGGAUUAUACUGCAAGAAAAUAUGUAAUUAAACCCCACCUAAAUAAUCCUUCCUAAUCCUUUCAUGAGAUCGGUCACUCACUGUAUAGCCCUCUGAUAUACAGUGCGUGACCGAUCUCAUGAAAUAUUAGCCAAGAUUCUGGAAUGCGUUUCCGAUUAGGAAGGAUUGCUUAAGUGGGGUUGUUAUAGUGAUUAUCAAGCAGAAUAAUCCUGUAACAUUUCGGACUCGCUAGGAUGUCCGUUUUUAAAUGCACUUCUUUUUGACCUCCGGCAGAUACCACGCUCGGUAAAAAAUGACUACUUACGUAGCAUGAAUUUUUCCUAUUGGUUUUCGAGGACCUUAUAAACGCAAAUAUGUUUUAUGGGAAACAUGCACAAAAAAUGCUUUCCUUUGCUCAGUUGGUACGAAAUCAGACUGUGUUCAUAUUUUAUGCCCGACGAAAAUGUAUUUUUAAGUUUUAAAAAGUUUUUAAACUAUGAGAUUUUUAAGACCGUGCGAUGUCUAUCCAUGCAAGACCGCACAUGUACGUUUACUUAUGCUCCUCAUGAAAUGUAAAACACAGUCCGGAUCCACUGCGAAAUUGCACAAACGCUAUGUGGUAUCAUCUUAAAGGAAUAGACUAAUAUAUGAUUCUCGUUACACGGAAAGCAUGCACCUUGUAGGCUGAAAUUGUGAAACGCUGAGCCAAUGGCAGAUCAGGGUGAAAAUUAUUCGGGAAUCGGGAAACUUUUUUAAAACCUAAAUAUAUACUAUCUGCGGGCAUAAAAUAUGAAGAUAAUGCGAUUUCCGUUUAAAUGGGCAAAAGAAAGCAUAUUUUAUGCAUGUUUUCUGCAAAACAUAUUUGAAUUUACAAGAUCAUCAAAAAUCAACGGGAAACGUGCAUGCUACUUAAGUAGUCAUUUUUUUCGAGUGUCGUAUCUGCAGGAUAUGCAUUCAAAAUCCGAUAUCCUGGCGAGUCUGAAAUGUUAUGGGGUUAUGCUGCAUGAUAAUCAGUAUAACAACCCCACUUAAGUAAUCCUUCCCAAUCGGAAACGCAUUCCAGAAUUUUGGCUAAUAGUUCAUGAGAUCGGUCACGCACUGUUUGCUAAUUGCGCUUGCGCGCGUCCUUCUAAACAAACAUACACGACGUUUUCUACUUUAGGUAAGUCGCCGGCAACACUGAUAAUUGGGAUCUUCUGCGGCAUUGUGUGCGCUAUCUGUCUGGUCCUCGUGGUCAUGAUAUUGAGGCUGAAGAAGCAACAGAAGGACCAUACUCUGGAUAAGAAUCUCGCUAAUGCUUACGUAAGUCUACUUUUUAAAUAACACGCAACUGGCAUUACUAUACUACUAUUUCCAGAACAAAAACCAGGAUAAACUUCCUGUAUGUUUUUGCAUAUCCGUUCGGACUAGAAGGUAACGAUUCCGUACUCAAAGCGGACAGUCUAUUUCAGACAAACUUAACCUGCAGAAACUGCGCACAAUAGGCUAAUUUCGGAAAAGCAACCACUCCUCAAGGCUGCGGACUACGUAAAUGCAGAAAAAUAUAUGACUUAAUUUAGAGUCCAACUGCCGACCUACUUAAUUCCGUAUGCUGUUGUGUCACCUCAAUUCCCGACGACCGCCGUCUGAAAGCUGGUGAUUUGAACGCGUUUCGUGAUUGAAUGAGUGUGCCUAGUCGUUUGAAUGCACAUAUUUAAUGGCCGCGAUUUCAUAACCGGUGACAACGAUCGGCUAAAUAUUUACUCGGAAAUCUGGCUUAUUAUUUUUUAUCAUCGGAAGCAAUGCUCACCCGCUCGCUGCCCGAGCGGCUAGUUAUCCUGCAUAGCCAAAUCUGAGCGCCAGAUAGGUGUAAUGGCAACGAUGCGAUUACCACACCUAACGAGAAUGUUAGUCUUGUCAAAGUAGAAUGUGUGAUUGUGUUGCACAGAAUGAGCCGCAAAUGAAGAGUGGACGUUAUCCUCUCAAACAUACAGUACCUGUGCUAACUCAUGAAAUGUCACGAAUUAACACAGGUUAACGCAUUUAACGCAAAAUCGGUAAACACUACGGCUCCCAAAGUCUGAUAGCGGAAAAUAAACGAUGUGCCAAAGAAAUAAAGCAAAGUUUGGUUUAGAUAAUAUUAUUUACUGAGGUAAAACAAAUAAUUUUCGACAAAAGUCACAUUUUCGAGAAGCGCCUAUAUUACAACCAAGUUAAUAAAGGCUACCUAUGAGGACGUAUAAAGGAGGAUGGCGCAUAAAAGGUCAAAAAUAAUUAAGGACAGAAACAGAUACAAAAAAUUAGUACUUUGUAGAUUGUCCAUUCGAAUUAAUAACAGCAGAAAGUCUGUCCGACAUAGACAUGACAAGGUUAUCUAUGGUGGAUUGAAAAAUGUAAUUAUUGAGUAUGAAAUCCAAUUUUUCCUGCAUUGAAAGAGUCUUCUUAGCUUUGUGCCAAUUUCUUUUGACUAUUCCAAAAAGAUUUUCGAUUGGAUUAAGGUCGGGACUGUUGGCCGGGAUGAAAAUGGAUUGGAGGCCAAUUGCGGAGAGCGUGGUUGUUGUCUAAAAUGUUAGAUUAUGUUUGCAAGCGGCAUCAAAUUCGUACCCCUUUAGAGCGGUGGACAGGUGCAUUGUCCUGCAAAAUUACAGUAUCCAUUCGGCGCCGACUUAUGCCGUUGUAGCCGAAAGCAUCCUUGACAAUUGCAAUGAACACCUUGCUGUUGAUGGUGUCGGAUGUUGACCGCCAGACAGGCCGCUCACCGAAUUUAAUCGCCAUCCAAACCAUCAUCCGCCGACAGUUCUUGAAUGUUGCCGUCGGUGUAGUAUGUUCGUCCUUAUUUCAACCAAAUAAACACAAAUAACGACACCAAAAAUACACUACAUUGUCCACUAUAAUUUUGACCUCGGCAUUUCAUGAGUUAGCACAGGUACUGUAUACAUCUCAUGUGCGUCCGCCAUCUUCGCAAAUUGCUGUCUUUGAUAUGGGGUCAAAAAUACACCCGAAAAUUCAGAACAAAUAAAGUGUCGUCUCGGCCAUUGGAUCUCCUUCUCAACUACUUCCUAGAAGCCGCCACUUCCAGUGUUGUUCUUUUUCAGCAAAUAAUACACCGCUUUUGACGACUUAUACUUCGACUGCGGCUACGAUCUUACCGAAUCUGGAGGAAAGCGAAACUUAUGUCCACCAUGAGAAAUGCUGGAAAAAGUAAUUAGGAUUUGACCAAACAUAAGGCCUCAAAGUUUCGAGAACCUUUUGAAGUUUGAGAGACCAAUGUGAUGCCUGGGUUCCAUAGUGUAAAAUUAAGCCAACUUUCUCGUUCGCCAUGGAAGGCGCAUUGGACAGCAAUCCUUUUCUGCCCGAGUGAAUUCGGUGGCAUAUUAAACUAGCGAAAACAGAUAAUCAGACAAGCCUCGCAUGGUGAGUGGCCCUCACAAAAUCAGUUAACCACAUGUACUUAAACUCUGAGUCUCACUAGAGGCGCAGGCAAUAUAAAUAUGACUGAAUGACAACUCGCCCGUACUCGCUUUAUUCAGAAUUCAUCUGUGAAGGCCCUAACAUCCUAUGUAAACAAAACUGAUGUACACAAAACGUUCAUAAUAGUAUUCUACCGUGCUCCUCCCCCUCCUCCCUCACUUUAGGACUCAGAAUGCGCCAAGGAUAUGUCAUCGACAUAUUCGGAGCCAGCCGUUAGAGCGGUUCCCCCGGCAAGUAGAUCCCGGGCCCCAGUCAGUUAAACUGCAAAAUGUUCGGUAGGUUGCAUUACCUUCCGCCUCUAUUUCACUCUAUCUGAUGCUUCAAAGGUCCACUUUGUAAUUCAAAUGCACGCCUGCAUACAACAUGCUGAAAUGUCGACAUCAGAUUUGAAAACCGUUUCUUUUCGGAUAACUGAAGGACUAAAGCAUGGUUGAGGAGCCGAUGAAACGGAGACACAGCCUGUGGAGUGAUAACCUCUUCUACACCACAUACUUUUAUUUCGCCCUUCUGAACUCCUGUUCCCACACUCGGGCGGCAGUUUUAACUGGUUAUAAUUGUGGGGCAUCCUGGGUUCAGACUGUCAUCAGCAGAUCGUUGCCAAUAGGCCAGAAACGACCAACCAACUGUCACUGACCUUGGUUGCCGACACUUCUGGAAGAUCGAGUAGCCGAUUGACCGUCGCCAAUUUAUUUAGCUAACAGAAAACCCGCAUUUCAGCUGUCACCUAUAUCAUACCCGUUAAGACCACACCCAGAUAAACGAAACCCCUUGAUCUUAGUCUUCUGGACAUAGCUCACUAGGUGAGCUUUGACAUUGAAAUACGGUGAGUGCCGGUUAAGCGGUCCACAUUGAGCCAAAGUGUUUUGGAUCUACUAACUUACUGACCCACAUAAACUGAGUCACAAAGGGGCAGCAUUCAGUAAGGGCUUCAAGAACGUCCGCAUGCGAACAUUUUCCCACGAGUUUUUGCGACGCUCCUUGACAUACCACGAGCUUACUCAGAGAUUGUCCUGGGACCAUAUCAUAUAUGUGGUUGUGGAAUAUAACGUACCCGCUGUUUGAGCUAGUUACCGGGAUCCAGGGUUCCGCCGGUCCAAACUUGCUACCCAGUGUAAAAUAUUUCACUCGAAUCUUGAUUUUGCAGAAUGCAAACUAAUGCCCUCCGUGAACUGAAUUGCAUUGACGUGGCUAUGAGGGACAAACAGCCCUAGUCAGUCCACUAACUUGGUGCGGCGGUUAAUUGGUAAAUGUGUAACCGAUGGAGUACGGUUUUGCCUAGCCCAUUCAAUUCCAUCCAGAAGAAGAGAGUUCCUUACUGACGUGACUUUCAUGAAGCCGUAAGAGGCUACUAAAACGUAAGGCGUGCGACUGAAUAUAUGCACCGGAUGAAAUCUUUCCGUGGUGGUUGCAGUGACCAUUGGCCCUGAUCUGAUUGUGCUUAAACUACGGCUCAAGGAACGGUAUGAAUUCUAGACACUUUUCGAGAAUUCAGCCGUUUCCCUAAAUGCUCCAAAUAUGGCGGGCUGCAUCUCAGAGACAGGAGCAGUCACCGCUAAUAAUUGUGCAUAAUACAGGUAAAUUGACGUAGAACUUUGUUUACAUUUGCGAGACAGAGAUAAGGCAGCGGGCACCACACGCCCUCUGUGUAAACGAGGUUUUCCAUUUAAUCAGAAAAGUGAUAUUGAUCACCAUAAUUUCCCUCCAGAAGAGCACGAUUAGGAUCGCGCAAUAACACACGUCACAAAUGGGUCACUAGGAUCAAUAACCGUAGACUGUGUCUUCUCAAACCAUCCAGGGGUGGGAGGAUGCAAUAGUGGGAGAGAGCCAACUUUAAAAAAAUCAGAAAAGCAAAAGAUUUCCUCAACUUUGCCAGUGAGUGGGUAGGAAGGCGUUUGUUUCACAGUGCCCAAUGUUUUGACAAAUCCGUCACUUCGAGAUAUUGAGAGCAACAGUAAGCAGUUCGCACCUGCCAGGCAAAAUGAAAAACCAGUUCUGAGGUAUCCAACCGCCCUAAAUGCAGAUGAGAUGUCUGCUUUUUGGAGACAUUGUAGAAACUCGUUUCGUAACACGGGCAGUAAAAUGGCAAACACCACUAACACCCAAACACAAGUGGGUAGGCGAAACGGGUAAUGUUUUGAUUUCGGUAACAGAUAACGGUAUAAAUUAUAAGUCUAAAUUACAUAACGGAGUUAUGUGUUUCCUUAUAACAGGUAGUGCUGGACACUGUGAUUAUGCGUAAGUAAAGAAUAAGCAUUAAUCAAAGAACGAAAGAAUGACGGAGAUAAAGGCAAAUUAUUUUGCAUAUUUGCACGCGGUUUUUUAAAAAUCGAGAAAAUAUAAUUAUGUAGUUUGCUUAGAAAAGACAUUCACAUUUUGGCGGUUAUAUGCGCGCAGUAAAAUACGACAGAAAGCGUGUAAAAGAAAGUUACAGUUGUCUGUACGGGACAAAGGGUGUAUGAAUCAGUAGAAUAUACUUUAAGUGGAAAAGACGAACAAUUUUGCAAAAGAAGACAUGCAUCUGGACAGGGGGCAUCUGUGUUCAUCAUUUCAGUUAAACGGACCUUGUGUGCAAUAUCUGCGUGGAUUGAGUAAAAAGAAACCAACCGGUACAUUCAAAGAAGCUUUUAUUUUCCCAUAAAGUUUAAGUCCCACCGAAGGAAUAAUUUGUCUUUUUUAUAAUUUUCAGCACCAAUUCCACAGGCUACACCCAGAACGCAGAUAGUUUACCUUCCAGACGAAUUCAUCCCCUCGGUAGCUUACUGGUCUGCUUUGGACAAAUAA
Molecule: messenger RNA, 13914 nt
Organism: Spirometra erinaceieuropaei
Lineage: Eukaryota; Metazoa; Platyhelminthes; Cestoda; Diphyllobothriidea; Diphyllobothriidae
Source: the annotation of a GenBank genome assembly